AUGCGGAAUCUCAAGAACGUGCGUCUCCAAGAGACACGAGUUUUGGGGGACCUUCCAUUGACUGCCACUGCAUGGGACACUUCUUCGGAUUCUGUUGUAUGCACAUUUGGUCCUACCUUGGAGAAACCAGUCAUCGAACUCAGACGCAAGCGCCCCGAGGUCGUUUCUGCUGACCCACUGAGUCCCAGCGAUUUUGAAUGUAUUGCGUCUUGGGAUGCACCAUCCCCAUUGCCAGACCUACCAUGUGAUCGGGUGGAGAUAUCAUUAUUGUCCGCGAGGAACCCCUCCCCGGGAGAGGACAAAAUCGAAAUCCUGGGAUCAGUCGAUGUUGGAAUCACCGCCGCUGCGUGGUCUCCAGAUGAGGAGUUGUUGGCGAUCACAACAAGAUCUAGAACAUUCCUCUACAUGACCCGGGAAUUCGAGAAUGUGGCUGAGAUCACCUUUUCCCAAGCUGACAUGCAGGCGUCGCAGCACGUGUCUGUGGGUUGGGGUAAGAGAGAGACCCAGUUCCAGGGAAAGAGAGCAAAGGCUCUCCGCGAUCCCACUGUACCGGAGAAGGUCGAUGAAGGCAAGCUGAGCACCUACGAUGAUGUCAGUACGACGAUCAGCUGGCGGGGUGACGGUGCCUAUGUCGCCGUGAACACUAUUGAUGAAGGCACUCGCCGAGUGAUCAGGGUCUACUCUCGAGAAGGUACUCUAGAUAGUGUAAGUGAACCCGUUGAUGGCCUUGAAGGUGCUCUGAGCUGGAGACCGCUUGGAAACCUGAUUGCGGGAAUCCAGCGUCUGGAUGACAGAAUUGAUGUUGUGUUUUUCGAACGAAAUGGUCUUCGUCACGGUGAAUUUACUCUUCGUUUGACAGAACAAGAUCGUCAAACCUGGGCGUCACGCAUUCUCCUAUCGUGGAAUAUUGAUUCCACUGUGCUGGCGGUUCGAUUCACAGACCGAGUCCAACUCUGGACAAUGGGAAAUUAUCACUACUAUCUGAAGCAAGAGAUCCCAAUUGCGGUCGAACCAGAGUCAAUAGUCCCAUUCUCUUUCGAUUGGCAUCAAGAGAAACCAUUGCGAGUAGUUGCAGGAUCCUCAGGCUCUAUCCUUGACAUGGACUAUGUAUUUGACAUCCACCAUGGGUCUACUGUGAUCCCGGAGGACGUUGGUGCAGUUGCUGUCAUCGAUGGAAAGGUCCUGAAACUUACUCCGUUAAGACUGGCUGGUGUGCCACCUCCUAUGGCUCACAAUGAGUUACAGUUGGAUUCCAAUGUAGUGGAUGUGGCAUUCAGCAAGUCAGGUACACGUAUUGCAGUUCUGAUGGAAUCGAGAUUUUCUAUAUUCCUGUGGCCUCUCAAGAGUCGUCCCGUUCCCGUGCCAAUUCUUGAAUCCAGCUAUCCUCUACCCGAUGCACCUCAGAGCCGCCCAAGACAAAUCGCUUUCGUGAAUGACAAUGAGAUCUAUGUGCUGAAGGACUCUGGACCGAACCAGACUCAUAUCGAACAAACUAUGUUGGAGACCCGCGAGUCCCGCAUCAUCUACGAAGCAGCCGACUCUGAGCAGCUAUCAUCGAUUUUCGCUGGUAUUGGGCACCAAUCGCUGUGGUUCUCACACGCACGCCAGCCUGGCCAAGCUGUCACAUACUCGAGUGUUGAGAUGACCGAAAAUGAACUUGUUAUUGCUCCCUGGGCUGAGAGCCCCAGUGCUGACACUCACUGGGCUCGUGCUGUGUCUAUUUCGGAUACUGAGCGAAUUUUAAUUACCCUCUCUCGCACUGGUGGUUUAUAUGCCAACAAGCGAGUUCUUGCAAAGAACUGCACCUCCUUCUUGGCGACACCGGCUCAUCUUCUGUUCACCACAUCUCAGCAUUUGUUGAAAUUCGUUCAUUUGAACAAGGUGGAAGACAUGGAAGUUCCCGAAGAUACCCCGGAAACAGAUGAAAGAUGUCGAAGCAUUGAACGUGGAUCAAAGCUAGUGUCUGUGAUGCCGUCAGUCUUCGGUGUGGUCCUUCAGGCACCUCGAGGUAACAUCGAAACCAUCUACCCUCGCGCACUAGUAUUGGCCGGAAUUCGUACCUUCAUUGACCAAAAGAGAUACCGCGCUGCGUUCUUGGCUUGUCGUGGCCAAAUGGUCGAUUUGAAUAUCCUCCACGACUAUGCGCCCCAGCAAUUCAUGGAGAACAUUUCUCUUUUCAUUGACCAGGUCAAGAGGGUCGAUUUUAUCGAUGACUUCCUCUCUCGUCUCAGCGAGGAUGAUGUUUCACAAACAUUGUACAAAGACACCCUUAAGAUCUCUAAGAACGAGUCGGCCUUAGUAGCUCAGCCAGAUGCUCCGGUUGCAUCCAAGCCCUUGACUAAAGAUAGCAAGGUUAACACAAUCUGCAAUGGCUUCUUGGCCGUAUUACAGAGUCGCCUCGACACAAACUUGCAAAAUCUGAUCACUGCCCAUGUGUGCAAGUCCCCACCUGAUCUUGAGGCUGGCUUAAAGCUUGUUGCACGUCUAAGGACUGAAAGUCCAGAGCAAGCUGAUGAUGCCAUCGAGCACAUGUGUUUCUUGACUGAUGCCAACCGUCUCUAUUCUCAUGCGCUCGGACUUUACGACCUUGAACUCACUCUUCUGGUGGCUCAGCAGGCACAGAUGGAUCCCAGAGAGUACCUUCCGUUCCUCCGCAAGUUGCAGCAGUUGCCCGAGACUCGCCGUCAAUUUGAAAUCGAUAACCACCUUUCCCGAUUCGUCAAGGCUUUGGGUCAUCUUUUCUCCUUGAAUGCACACGAAGAGCUCUUUGGCUACGUUGCUAAGCAUGUGCUGUACAAAGAGGCCCUUGAGAUCUACAAAUACCACCCAGAGCAACAAAAAGAGAUCACCAGUCUUUAUGCCGACUAUCUCCAAGGCGAGUCCAAGCACAAAGACGCAGCAAUUGCCUACGAGUCACUUGCCGUGUAUGAUGAGGCCUAUAAGUGUUACCAUCUGGCUCAUAUGUGGCGUGAAUCUUUAUACUGUGCCAUGAUGGCCUCUUUAUCAGAGGAAGACUUGACGGAACAUAUCAACAAUCUUGCCUCAACUCUGGUUGAGGAUCGCGACUAUGUUGCAGCGGCAACUGUUCAUGCAGAGCACCUGCAUGAUGUCGUCACAGCUGCACGACUUCUGUGCCAGGGGUCAAAGUUUGCGGACGCAGCUCGCCUACUUACAUUGCACGGCAAACAAGACCAGGUUACAGAAAUUGUCGACUCCGGACUUGCGGAAGCAAUGGGUUCGAUGACUGAUCUACUUGCCGACUGUAAGGGUCAACUCAACGCCCAAGUGCCUCGAAUUCGCGAGCUGCGCCAGCUUCGUGCCGCAGACCCCUUGGCAUUCUUUGGAGGUGAUCCCACAGGCGGUGAGGGCGGUGUUGACAUCCCUGACAACGUAUCACUGGCUCCAACAGAAGCAACAACUCUCGCUGGUCGCACCAUGUUUACCCGAUACACCGGUAAGACCUCUUCUUCACGCCACACCUCGAAGACCCGCCGCCGCGAGGAACGUAAGCGAGCCAAGGGUAAGAAGGGUACUGUAUACGAGGAAGAAUAUUUGGUGAAUAGUGUCAGGCGACUCAUGGAGCGAGUCAAUUCAUCAGUUAAUGAUGUUGAGGUUCUUGUGGAUGCCCUUUUGCGGCGUAACAUGCGCGAACGCGCAGCUGCAAUUGAGAAAGCGUUGGAGGAUGUGUUGAAACUAUGUGCAGACUGCCGUGAGGACGUGUUUGAAAUCCCGGCUGCACCAGUGCAAAAUCCCGAUGAGGAUGGCGAAGAUCAAGAAAUGCAGGUUACUGCUGGAUCUCGUGUACUUGAGGAGAGUAUUGCGGCGAUUACAGGAAGUGCUGGCCGUAAAGAGCCGCCUGUUGUGAAGGCGAUGAAAAAGUCUUCUCUACUUGCUUAA
Penicillium malachiteum is the source of this 3897-nucleotide messenger RNA. Its product is annotated as Elongator subunit IKI3. Lineage: Eukaryota; Fungi; Ascomycota; Eurotiomycetes; Eurotiales; Aspergillaceae. The record is from RefSeq and is a predicted model, not a curated record. Gene Ontology annotation, biological process: tRNA wobble base 5-methoxycarbonylmethyl-2-thiouridinylation. The transcript has 5 exons. Gene Ontology annotation, cellular component: elongator holoenzyme complex; cytosol. The coding region runs from base 1 to 3897 and encodes 1298 amino acids. Gene Ontology annotation, molecular function: tRNA binding.